This is a messenger RNA of Scheffersomyces amazonensis, 1005 nucleotides long. RefSeq lists its product as uncharacterized. Gene Ontology annotation, biological process: inner mitochondrial membrane organization. Bases 1 to 1005 code for a protein of 334 amino acids. Gene Ontology annotation, cellular component: mitochondrial inner membrane. The transcript has a single exon. The record is from RefSeq and is a predicted model, not a curated record. NCBI's taxonomy places the organism in Eukaryota, Fungi, Ascomycota, Pichiomycetes, Serinales, Debaryomycetaceae.
AUGAGUUGGAGUUGGAGUUGGAGUUUGAGUCAGAAAUUGUCGUCGAGAUCACUCAGUACGUCGUUUACGCGAUUGAAUAAUAUUUCAAUAGCAGAAAGACCACAAUUUACUGGAAAUGGACCAUUUAUUGAAUUACCAGAAUUUAAUCCAAUAGGUAGUCCCAGUAAAUUAUUAAAUAUUACUUUACCACAAUCUUCAAGAUUAAAUAUAAGACAUGGAUCUAUAGUGGCUAUAAAUGGUGAUAUAGGUCAAUUAGUAAGUUAUACAAGAUCAUUAACUAAAUUUACAACUUAUCAAGAAUUACAUUCACAAGAUUCUGUAUCAUUUAUAAUUAAUGGGAAUAAUAAAAAUUAUACAAUUCUUAAUAGUGAAUCAACAACAAAACCUUGGACAAUAUUAAAUGAUGAAAAUAUUAUUGCAUGGACAGGAUAUAAUUUUCAACUUGAACCAAUUAAAGUACUUGAAAAAUUUAGAAGUUUUCAAACCUCUGGUAAAGGUACAAUUGUAAUUAAUGGAGAUAAUGAAUUAUUUGAUAUAAAUUUAAAUGAAAAUGAAUCUAUAUUACUUAAUCCAACUAGUUUAAUUGCUACUGAUGGUAAAAUUCAAUUUAAAGUUAUUAAUGGAGAAAAUAAUACUCGUAUAUGGAACUUAUUAUCAUCGCUUAAAUUACCGACAUUUACAUUACCUACCACGGGUUUAAUAGGUCUGAUAAAUAAUUCCAUAACAGGAAAUUAUAACCAAUUCAAACACGCGAUUGUUAAACAAACGACAUCUAAUGAUGCGGUCCAAUGGAUCAAUAAAUCUUGGAAUCAAAUUUCGUCCACCAUAAAUAGUGCUUAUCAUUGGAUAAAACUUCGACUUACAGGUACAAUAAUUAAGAAGAAACCUAUAUUUGUAGAUAUUAGAGGUCCAGCUAGAUUAAUUAUUAGUAACAAUACUGUAAUCUCAAAUCACAGAUUGUUUACGAAAUCCGAAAUCCAAUCCAUUUACGAAGUAAGUAAGUAA